Molecule: messenger RNA, 984 nt
Organism: Acanthosepion pharaonis
Lineage: Eukaryota; Metazoa; Mollusca; Cephalopoda; Sepiida; Sepiidae
Source: the annotation of a GenBank genome assembly
AUGUGUUGUUGCUGCCUCGGUUACUCCCAAAGUAGCAGGAACCUUGUCUGGUUGGCACUCUUCCUGAUAGGGUACCUGGUAUUCGGGGCCCUGGUGUGGUCAUACCUUGAGACUCCACUGGAAAAAAAGUUUAAAGAAACACUGGACAUAUCUCUAACCGAAUUCAAAUGGAAUCAUUCUUGUAUAAAAGAGGAAGAAUUAGAAAGUUUCAUCAAUAUUAUUGUGAGAGCAGCCAACCGAGGCGUGUCAGCUUCAAAGAAUGUCACAAUAUCUGAGCCCAACUGGAGUUUUGGCCAAUCACUCUUUUUUGCAACUACAGUUCUUACCACAAUUGGUUAUGGCCGUGUGACACCUUUAUCUGAUGCAGGCAAGGGUUUCUGCAUCAUCUAUGCCCUGAUUGGCAUUCCGUUAACUCUUAUAAUGUUCACUGCAAUGGUUGAGCGUUUUAUGCUUCCUGUUACAUAUGUGCUGCAGUUCAUGCUACGUAAGCUAGGCCAUCUGUACCGUGUCUUCCACAUUCGGUUGCUGCAUUUGUUGCUGAUUGCUGUCCUCUUACUUGUUUUCUUCUUCCUCAUCCCAUCAGCUAUUUUCUCCGUGUUGGAACCUACCUGGAACUUCCUAGAUGGCUUCUAUUAUUGUUUCAUCUCUCUGACCACCAUCGGGCUGGGCGACUACAUUCCUGGGGAUAACCCUGACCAAAAGUACAGGGCUGUCUAUAAAGUGGCCACAACAGGUUACUUGGUACUUGGUGUCAUCAUGAUGAUGCUCACAUUGACAGUGAUGUAUGAGAUCCCGGAACUGAACCUUGGAUUUCACUUCUACUUAAAGAGCGAUCAUAACCAAGAGGAGGAGCGGGCCAUCCUCCGCCCGGCAGAUACACCCCACGGCCCCAAGUACACCCAGCAAGUCGAUGAUGAUCAGUUGAGCCAGGUGCGGUCUGAUUUCUCUGGCACGGGGACAGUUGAUCAAUCUAACCUGCAUUGA